This is a messenger RNA of Phytophthora megakarya, 678 nucleotides long. The record is from the annotation of a GenBank genome assembly. Lineage: Eukaryota; Oomycota; Peronosporomycetes; Peronosporales; Peronosporaceae.
AUGGCGAAUGUGUAUAUUGCCACAAAGGAAGUGAUGUCCAAUGCCCCGCCGCGGCUUUCUCCUGAUGUUGUGUGCGACAUCGAUGUCGGAGGAGCGAGGCCUAUCACCCGGAAGUGUCGUAAGUUGCGGAUCCAGUUCGGGAAGAAGCUGGCGGAUCUGAUUAAGGGUCUAUUGUCUGCCAAGAUGAUCCCCAUGGGCUUCCCGACCGUGGUGAUCAUCAAGAAGAAUGGGGUGGAUAUCAGGUUAUCUGGAGUCGACACUUUUGUACUGCUCUUUAGAUAUGGCGAGCGGAUUUUGAGUGGUAAAAACGACGGAUCGCGCUCGAUUGAUCUCGGCUUUUAUUACUCCCUUUGGAAUACUUCCCAGAUCUACCAACGUAUGCUCGACAACGUACUAUAUGGAUUCAACUGGAUCCCGAAGACCGAAGAUCACGGAAGUACUCAGGAUGUGUUCGAGGACGGGGAACCGGUGGAUCCAGGAAACCAUCGGUGCCCGGGCGUAGAUCAUACAUCGGCGAUAUCCGGAUCCCAGUCCAUAACUAGGAUCAACUAUGUGGUCGAGUUGAGGGACUACUUGAAGCACAGGUUUUGGGGAAUUCCUAAGGCGGAAUAUCUGGACCGUAAGGUACCUCACCUUGGACUGGAGACGAAAUCCAAAGAAUCUGUCGGUGAUGACUGA